Messenger RNA from Boeremia exigua, 1140 nucleotides. RefSeq lists its product as uncharacterized. Lineage: Eukaryota; Fungi; Ascomycota; Dothideomycetes; Pleosporales; Didymellaceae. Gene Ontology annotation, molecular function: iron ion binding; trimethyllysine dioxygenase activity. Gene Ontology annotation, biological process: carnitine biosynthetic process. Gene Ontology annotation, cellular component: mitochondrion. The record is from RefSeq and is a predicted model, not a curated record. Bases 1 to 1140 code for a protein of 379 amino acids. The transcript has 2 exons.
AUGCUUGCUAACGUGGCUGUUUCUGACAAGAAGCUUGUUGUGAGGGGAACGACUAUCCCCAAUAUCUGGCUGAGAGACAAUUGCCAGUGUAGCAGCUGCCUGCAUGAGUCAACCAAGCAGAGACUCCAUGACACCUUUGCGAUUCCCAAGGAUGUGUCUAUCGAAUCGAUGUCGGUCAUCGAAGGCACCAUCAACGUCAAUUGGAGCGAUGGCCACAAGAGCACGUACGGCCAGUCAUCCCUCUGCGACGCAACCACAGACUUCGAGCGACGAUCCAUCGUGCGUCAAGGCCUCCUCACUCCAAAACUUUGGGACUCAACCAUUGCGUCCGAACCCCCCAUAGUACCCUACGCAGAAGCCCCAGAAAAACGCCUCCGCGCCGUGCUCUCUGCCAUUCGCAGAGAUGGCUUCUGUUACGUCGACAACACCCCUUCCGACACCCCCGAGGCUACAGAGGCGCUUCUGCGCAGCAUCGCCUUCAUCCGCGAAACGCACUACGGCGGCUUCUACGACUUCACCGCGGACCUGGCCUCGCAGGACACGGCGUACACGAACAUCGCGCUCGAAGCCCACACGGACAACACGUACUUUUCGGACCCGGCGGGCCUGCAGGCGUUCCACCUGCUGUCGCACACGGAAGGCGAGGGCGGCGCGUCGCUGCUCGUCGACGGGUUCAACGUCGCCGAGCAGCUGCGGCACGAAGACAUCGCCGCGUAUCGUGUCCUGAGUACCGUCAAUGUGCACGCCCAUGCGUCGGGCAACGAGGGCAUUAGUAUCCAGCCGUACCGCGGGUUCCCCGUGCUGGAGCACGACCCCAUGACGGGGGAUCUGCUGCGGGUGCGCUGGAACUCAUCAGAUCGCGCGGGUGUGGAGUUGCCGCUCGAGCAGGUAGAGAAGUGGUAUGAUGCGGCGCGCAAGUUUGAUGCGCUGCUGAAGAAGAAGGAGAAUGAGUACUGGAACAAGUUGGUGCCAGGGAGAGUGGUGAUUUUUGAUAAUUGGAGGGUGUUGCAUGGGCGGAGUAGCUUCACGGGCAAGAGGCGAAUUUGUGGCGGCUACAUCAAUAGGGACGACUGGAUCAGUCGAUAUAAGAUGGUGAGGUGGAAACAGGAGAGGGUUUUGGAGAGUCUGGUGAGCUCAUAG